Molecule: messenger RNA, 567 nt
Organism: Carassius carassius (crucian carp)
Lineage: Eukaryota; Metazoa; Chordata; Actinopteri; Cypriniformes; Cyprinidae
Product: E3 ubiquitin-protein ligase RNF182-like
Exons: 2
Coding region: 80-553 (157 amino acids)
Source: RefSeq, a predicted model, not a curated record
UCCAACACUUUAGGCUACUACAAACCACUUUUAAGAGUUGGCAAGAAGAGAAAAAAAAGCAAACAAACAACGGGACAACAUGUUUCCAGAAACGGAGUGCGGUAUCUGCUACCGAAUUUACAACCUCGGUCGGCGGUGUCCUCGACAGCUGAGCUGCAAACACUCGUUUUGUGAGAGCUGCCUGGUGACACUCUGGCGGUCCGCGGAGAGCCCUGAGCCCCGGUUAAUGUGUCCGCUGUGCCGUCACUCCACGUCGCUGGCGGAGGACAAAAUCCAAGAGAGUCUGCCGGUAGACGAGGACAUUUUUGAGCGGCUUGUAACCGCGGGCUGCGCGGAGGAUUAUGCGGAAGACGACGAAGACACCGAGGAGCCCAAACAGGACACUGUCAUCCCACCAAAAGAAGACGUUUCACCCUCGCCAAGAUCGCGUAAAAGACGCCUGAUGAAAUGUAUAAGGCGCCUGUGCCAGAAAUUCACCGGCGGUGAACGGAGAAAUUGUAUGACUGAUGAAGACCUCAAGGACCUGGCAAUGAUGUCCUGCUACAUGAUGUGAAAGACCAGUGUCAC